UCACCAUGAGUCCUAACGGCGCAAACGGGGAGGCCGAGGUCGGCUCGGAUGGGCCGAGGCAAAAGGGCAAGGCGACGCCCGACACCCUUCAGGUCGGAUGCAUCGCCUUGGUCACAAAAGACGGGCACUUGCGACGCGCCGAGAUUCUCAGCAUCAAAGAAACCAAGAGCGGACGGCAGUUCUACUGCAAUUUUGACAACUUCAACAAGCGCCUGGACGAAUGGGUUCCCGUUUCUAGAAUCGACUUCGACCAGGAUGUUGAGUGGCCUAACCCGGACAAGGAUAAGCAGAAGGACACCAAGACGAAGAAGACGACAACAGUGUCCAAGAAGUCGCAGCCGUCCAAAAAGACACAGAAAAGGGUCGGGAAGAGGGAACAGUCGGUCGCAUCUGAAGGGCAGACACCACAUCCAUGGACCGAGUUUGUCGAGUCACAAAGCAAGGCAGAUGGAGAGGACAAGGCAAAUGCGAGUUUGGAGGUUGGGGCGACGCCUAAUAUUGGGCCUGAUGAGAUGGAGCUGGACGAGGACGAAACGCCGGCCAGUGCUGCUAAGAAGGAGCACACGCAGUCGUUCAGCCGAGAGCAGGAAAUUGAAAAGCUGCGGACAUCCGGCUCUAUGACGCAGAACCCAGCCGAGAUCUCGCGCAUCCGGAACAUCUCAAAGGUUGAGUUUGGGAGAUAUGUGCUCUUCCCUUGGUACUUCUCGCCGUACCCGGAGGCCUUCAGCCAGGAAGACUGCAUCUACAUCUGCGAGUUCUGCCUCAGCUACUACGGCGAUUUCAAGUCGUUUACGCGGCACCGCAUGAAGUGCACACUGCAGCACCCCCCGGGGAACGAGAUUUACCGCGACGACUUUGUAUCCUUCUUCGAAAUUGACGGAAGGCGGCAACGGACGUGGUGUCGCAAUUUGUGUCUGCUCUCGAAGAUGUUUCUCGACCACAAGACGCUGUAUUACGACGUAGACCCGUUUUUAUUCUACGUCAUGACAACGAGGGACGACCGGGGAUCGCAUCUCAUCGGUUACUUCUCCAAAGAAAAAGAGAGCGCCGACGGAUACAACGUGGCGUGUAUUCUGACCAUGCCACAGUACCAGCGAAAGGGGUACGGCCGGCUCCUGAUUCAGUUCUCGUACGAGCUUUCCAAGAUCGAGGGCAAGCUCGGGUCGCCCGAGAAACCGCUAUCGGAUUUAGGUCUGCUGAGCUACCGGCAGUACUGGUCCGAGAAUAUCAUUGACCUGCUGCUGACCAAGAGCGAGAGCGGAGAAAAAAUCACAAUCGAGGAGAUUGCCACCAGACUCGCCAUGACGACGCAAGACGUCGAGCACACACUGCAGGCGCUCAAGAUGCAGGUGUACCACAAGGGGGAGCACAAGAUUGUGAUCCCCGACAAACUCGUGGAGCAGCGGGCAAAGUCCAGGGCCAAGCAGAAGCGCCAGAUCGAUCCGCAGAGGAUCCAGUGGAAGCCGCCAGUGUUUACUGCGGCCAGCAGGACGUGGGGAUGGUAGACUGCCCUAUAAAUUUGUCAAGGUUUGGUUGCGUGUUAGGGGUGGUGUUUGGGUACGGCUGUGGUCGCUAUGCAUAAAUUACAUAUACCCACUUAGAUGAUGUACUUGGCUUAAGCGGUUGUUAUUCGCUUAGUGAAGCAAUCAAACUCGGCCCACC
Parathielavia appendiculata is the source of this 1662-nucleotide messenger RNA. Its product is annotated as histone acetyltransferase-like protein. Gene Ontology annotation, molecular function: transcription coregulator activity; histone H4K16 acetyltransferase activity. Gene Ontology annotation, cellular component: MSL complex; chromatin. The transcript has 2 exons. The coding region runs from base 6 to 1505 and encodes 499 amino acids. NCBI's taxonomy places the organism in Eukaryota, Fungi, Ascomycota, Sordariomycetes, Sordariales, Chaetomiaceae. Gene Ontology annotation, biological process: positive regulation of transcription by RNA polymerase II; negative regulation of DNA-templated transcription. The record is from RefSeq and is a predicted model, not a curated record.